Protobothrops mucrosquamatus (brown spotted pit viper) is the source of this 2707-nucleotide messenger RNA. RefSeq names its product solute carrier family 4 member 2 (gene SLC4A2). Lineage: Eukaryota; Metazoa; Chordata; Lepidosauria; Squamata; Viperidae. Gene Ontology annotation, cellular component: basolateral plasma membrane; plasma membrane; apical plasma membrane. Gene Ontology annotation, molecular function: monoatomic anion transmembrane transporter activity; solute:inorganic anion antiporter activity. Gene Ontology annotation, biological process: transmembrane transport; monoatomic anion transport; bicarbonate transport. The transcript is spliced from 16 exons. The record is from RefSeq and is a predicted model, not a curated record. The coding region runs from base 16 to 2574 and encodes 852 amino acids.
GAGCUGAACGAGCUGAUGCAGGACAAGAACCAGGAGCUGCAGUGGAAGGAGACGGCCCGCUGGAUCAAAUUCGAGGAGGACGUGGAGGAGGAGACGGACCGCUGGGGCAAGCCCCACGUGGCCUCCCUCUCCUUCCGCAGCCUGCUGGAGCUGCGCCGGACCCUCGCCCACGGCGCCGUCCUGCUGGACCUGGACCAGAAGACGCUGCCGGGGGUGGCCCACCAAGUGGUGGAGCAGAUGAUCAUCUCCGACCAGAUCCGCGCCGAGGACCGGGCCAACGUGCUGCGGGCGCUGCUGCUGAAGCACAGUCGCCCGGACGAAAGACCCGGACUGGGCCGGGAUCGCCCCGAGGUGGCCUCCCCUGUUCUGUCCGGCACCAUCACCCGGUCCAAGUCGAAGCAUGAACUGAAGCUGCUGGAGAAGAUCCCGGACAACGCCGAGGCCACGGUGGUGCUUGUGGGCUGCGUGCAGUUCCUGGACCAGCCCACCAUGGCCUUCGUGCGGCUGCAGGAGGCGGCCCAGCUGGAGUCCGUGCUGGAGGUGCCGGUGCCGGUCCGCUUCCUCUUCGUGCUGCUGGGCCCCAGCAGCGCCAACAUGGACUACCACGAGAUCGGUCGCUCCAUCUCCACCCUCAUGUCCGACAAGCAAUUCCACGAGGCGGCCUACCUGGCCGACGACCGGCAGGACCUGCUCCAGGCCAUCAACGAGUUCCUGGACUGCAGCGUGGUGCUGCCCCCCUCGGAGGUGCAGGGCGACGAGCUGCUGCGGAGCGUGGCCCACUUCCAGCGGGAGAUGCUGCGGCGGAGGGAGGAGCAGGAACGGCGGCUGCUGGCCGGGGCCGCCCUGGAACCCAAGUCGCCGGAAGAGAAAGCCCUGCUGAAGCUGAAGGUGGAGGAGGAAGACGAGUUGGAAGGCGACCCGCUUCAACGCACCGGCCGACUCUUUGGGGGUCUGGUCCGGGACGUCCGUCGGCGUUACCCCAAGUAUCUCAGCGAUUUCCGGGACGCCCUGGACCCCCAGUGCCUGGCAGCCGUCAUCUUCAUCUACUUCGCGGCCCUCUCGCCCGCCAUCACUUUUGGGGGGCUGCUGGGCGAGAAGACCAAGGGGCUGAUUGGGGUGUCGGAGCUGAUCAUCUCCACGGCCAUCCAGGGCAUCCUCUUCUGCCUCCUGGGGGCUCAGCCACUGCUGGUCAUCGGCUUCUCGGGGCCCCUCCUGGUCUUUGAGGAAGCCUUUUUCACGUUCUGCAACUCACACGGCCUGGAGUACCUGGUGGGCCGCGUCUGGAUCGGCUUCUGGCUCGUCCUGAUCGUGCUGGCCAUCGUGGCCUUCGAGGGCAGCUUCCUGGUGCGCUUCGUCUCCCGCUUCACCCAGGAGAUCUUCGCCUUCCUCAUCUCCCUCAUCUUCAUCUACGAGACUUUCUUCAAGCUCAUCAAGAUCUUCCAGGCGCACCCGCUGCACGGCUGCCGGAACGACACGAGCAGCCUUCCGGAGGCAGAGAACGGGACGCUCGGCCGCAACGCUUUGGAAAUGACCGGCCAGCCCAAUACGGCCCUCCUCUCGCUGGUGCUGAUGGCCGGCACUUUUUUCAUCGCCUUCUUCCUGCGCAAGUUCAAGAACAGCCGUUUCUUCCCCGGCCGGGUCCGGCGGGUGAUCGGAGACUUUGGCGUGCCCAUCGCCAUCCUCAUUAUGGUCCUGCUGGAUUCCAGCAUCCAGGACACUUACACGCAGAAACUGUCGGUGCCCAGCGGCUUCUCAGUCACGUCUCCCAGCCAGCGAGGCUGGGUGAUCAACCCUCUGGGCAAUAGCGAGGGCUUCCCGGUGUGGAUGAUGGUGGCCAGCGCGCUGCCGGCCGUGCUGGUUUUCAUUCUCAUCUUCAUGGAGACGCAGAUCACCACGCUGAUCAUCAGUAAGAAGGAGCGGAAGUUGCAGAAGGGGUCCGGCUUCCACCUCGACCUGCUGCUGAUCGUGGCCAUGGGCGGCUUCUGCGCCCUCUUUGGUCUGCCGUGGCUGGCGGCCGCCACGGUGCGCUCCGUCACGCACGCCAACGCGCUCACCGUCAUGAGCAAGGCCGUGGCGCCGGGGGACAAGCCCAAAAUCCAGGAGGUGAAGGAGCAACGGGUCACCGGGCUGCUGGUGGCUAUCCUCGUGGGCUUGUCCAUCGUGAUUGGGGACCUGCUGCGCAAGAUUCCGCUGGCGGUGCUCUUCGGCAUCUUCCUCUACAUGGGCGUCACCUCGCUGAACGGGAUCCAGUUCUACGAGCGCCUUCACCUGCUGCUCAUGCCCCCCAAGCACCACCCGGACAUGCCCUACGUCAAGAAGGUGCGCACGAUGCGCAUGCACCUCUUCACGCUCCUGCAGCUGGCCUGCCUGGCCGUGCUCUGGGCCGUCAUGUCGACCGUCGCCUCGCUGGCCUUCCCCUUCAUCCUCAUCCUGACCGUGCCCCUCCGGUUGUUCCUGCUCGGCCGCAUCUUCACCGAGCGGGAGAUGAAGUGUCUGGACGCCGCCGAGGCCGAGCCCAUCCUGGACGAGCGGGAAGGCGUGGACGAGUACAACGAGAUGACCAUGCCGGUGUGAGGCGAAGGCCGAAAACCUUGGCAGGGGGGUCCCGAGAGCUGACGACACCGCCCCCCCCUACUCUCACCCCAGUGCCUUUGCGUGUCGGUCGGGGAGGAGCCCCUCCGGACCGCCUGUGCGGCCCGUCUGUGGU